This is a messenger RNA of Mesoplodon densirostris (Blainville's beaked whale), 1469 nucleotides long. RefSeq names its product biorientation of chromosomes in cell division protein 1-like. The transcript has a single exon. The record is from RefSeq and is a predicted model, not a curated record. NCBI's taxonomy places the organism in Eukaryota, Metazoa, Chordata, Mammalia, Artiodactyla, Ziphiidae. The coding region runs from base 152 to 721 and encodes 189 amino acids.
GCCGCCGCUGCCGUCCCCGCCGCCACCCCUUCCUCCUCCCCCGCCGCCGCCUCCUCCUUCUCCGGCCCCUCGGCCACCUCUACACGACCCAGGCCCUCUGUCCUUGAGAGGAAUCCGUAUUCAGUCUCCUUCGCGGGCCCGGGGCGCAGCCAUGGCGGACGGCGGGGGCGGGGGGGGCACCGGCGCGGUGGGCGGCGGCGGCGCCGGCCAGGCCUCGGCGGAGGCGACGACAGGCGCGACGGGGGCCGGUGGGAGCGGCGGCCCCAUCAACCCGGCCUCACUGCCUCCCGGUGACCCGCAGCUCAUCGCGCUCAUCGUGGAGCAGCUCAAGAGCCGGGGGCUGUUUGACAGCUUCCGCCGGGACUGCCUGGCCGACGUGGACACCAAGCCAGCUUACCAAAACCUGAGGCAGAAAGUGGAUAAUUUUGUGUCAACACAUCUGGACAAGCAGGAGUGGAAUCCUACGAUGAACAAAAACCAAUUGCGAAAUGGUCUGAGACAGAGUGUGGUUCAGUCAGGGAUGUUGGAAGCUGGAGUGGACAGAAUUAUUUCCCAGGUGGUGGAUCCCAAACUAAACCACAUCUUCAGGCCACAGAUAGAACGAGCAAUUCACGAGUUCCUGGCGGCCCAGAAAAAAGAAGCUGUGCCAGCACCCCCUCCAGAGCCUGAAAGCCAGGACCCUCCAGCUCCAUCCCAGGAUGCUUCCUUAGAAUAUGCCUGACACGUUUUGGAAGCUCCAUUGAAUUAAUGGUGAAGAACUGGAUUCAGUUACAUAAGAGUACAACUUCAGAGUGAAGACAGGCCAAGGUCGUCACUGACUUCACAAUUCAACAUUGACUGUGGGGCGGUGUCCAGAUAAAGUAGAGAGCAAGUGGGCCAGUAGGAGAAUUGACCAUGUGGGCCCCACCUCGUGCUGCCGUCUGGCCAGCCUGUCCAAGGGGUGACACCCAGUAGACACUACAGAUACAUUAAGAAACACUACAUCAACUUGGGGUUGUCCUGAAACAAACCUUUGUACUUGAACUUAGAGACUGUGUAUGAAUUUUAGGGUUUGUGCUUGGGGAUAAGCAACAGCUACAAUGAAGGAACAUAACCAGUCCCAAAGAUGCAAUUUCAAGGAAUGACAGUAAAGGUUAGCCAGGAGUAGGUAUUUGACAAUGCUUAUUUGAUACUGUUUUUCGGAGUUUCAAAUAAGAGUGUACAAGCCAUUAGCAUCAAAUAGCUUUAAGGUUGUUGUGACCCUCUUGUCCAUGACUCUUUAGCUUCCGUUUCCUUUCCCCUGUAAGAGGUGUCAAAACAUGGGACCCUAGAAUGCAUGAGUAAAUGUAGACUUAGGUAUAAGGAAAAAUAUUUGCAGGCUCUCUGUCCAGGGCUUCUUCCUAUCCUGCAAGGGCUAGUGAGUCUUAGGUGUGUUUAUUUUAUUCUCAUGUUUGUGUUUUUUAGAAGGUGAAUAAUUAAUAAGUGGCUUA